CUCACACUCAUCCCAAAGCUGGAGCUUGAGCUUGAGCUUUAUUCUUUGACACUGUCACUGCCAAACUACCUCGAGCAAUCGCCUGACGAACAGCCGCGUAUCAAACGUGGAUUUUUGAGUUUUGCUCACUGACGUCGCACAGCCAACAUCUACUUAACCCACAAACUGCGUUCCGAUCUACCCGUCUCAUAUAAGAACCCGUAGGGAAUUUGCGAUUACGACAGGAUUAGGUGGACUUUGAGCUCUUUGCGACGGAAGCACGUAUCACUCGCAUUACAACCAGGAUCUACAGUCUUGUAAAGCCAGAAGCUAAGACGUACAACAACCCCCCGGACCUUACCGGAAUGAACACGGAGGACGAAAACCUGGGACCCCUGGUCCGCCUAUGGGGCCUCCGGACGGAGCAGCUCCCGGCGCCGAGCGCCACGACGGCGGACUUGGCGCCGUUCCUCAUCGCCGUGCUCCAAGAAGCCGUUCCGUUUAUCGACGCCGUGGCGCCCAAGGACGGCACGGCGCGCCCCAAUGAGUGGAAGGCCAAGGGCACAAAGACGUUUCCCGAGUCGACGGCGCCCGUGGAGCUGUACGAGCGCAUCGUGCCCGCGGCGGAGUUGGAGAAGGAGGCGGCGAGGAACCAGCUGCCCAACAGCAGCUCGGUCGCGAGCGAGACGUGGGCGUGCCGGCGGAGCAUCCACAAAGAUCGGCCGGGCAAGGGGACGGCGGCGUGGGAGGAGUUUGUCAAGUGUUUCAAGGACGACCACGUCGAGGCCGAGAAGGCGUUUACGCCCAACGUAAUGGAGGCGCGGGAGGCGCUCGCGUGGGAUUGCAGCGGUAUCGUCGUUGACGAGGGCGGGUUGUCGUGGGAGGAUUUUAAGGUCGGGGUGUCGGAGAUCAAGCACAAGCUCGGGAUGCCGCUCAAGAACCGCGUGUUCCCCGUGCUUAUCAUCUCGGCCAGGGCAAAGGGCGCGGUUGACGAGUUCGUCGUGGUGUCGAUACCCGUCUCGGAUCUGGCUGCGUCGGAGCACGGGAAGCUCGUCAAGGAGAAGGGUGUCGUUGUCGGCGCAUACGUUAGCGUCGAGAGGGUUCGGAAGCUGCCGACGGGGGCGAUUGAGUGGAUUAUGGCUACGGCGUCGGACGCGAAGGGGGUGUUGCCUGCGUGGAUUCAGGCAAAGGCCGUCAUUGGCGUCGUGGCCAAGGACGUUGCGCUGUUUCUGGGCUGGAUUGCUGAGGAGAGGGAGAAGGGGACGAGCGUGGGGAAGUGGACUGCCGUCAAGGGGAAUGGUGGAGGAAGCGAAGUUCCGAAUCGCAAGCCGUCUAUGACUUUGGAGGAUGCCGAGUCUUCCAUGCAGGGUGGUCGCACUUCGAGGCAGGGUGUAUCUUCAAGGAAUGGGAAGGAGCCAGUGGCUGGAGGUACGAAUGGAGGAGGAUCGGGGACAAAUGGCCAAGCACACGCAUGA
Messenger RNA from Colletotrichum scovillei, 1454 nucleotides. RefSeq lists its product as uncharacterized. The transcript has a single exon. Bases 345 to 1454 code for a protein of 369 amino acids. The record is from RefSeq and is a predicted model, not a curated record. Lineage: Eukaryota; Fungi; Ascomycota; Sordariomycetes; Glomerellales; Glomerellaceae.